AUGAAGACGACAUUCCUCAGCACAGCAGCACUCCUGCUCUCCACCACAACCGCAGAUGUAGCACCGGCCUUUCCUCUCCCCAGCGGUCCAACCAACCUAACCAUAACCUACAACAACAACGACACCGUUGCCCCCCAAGGCGAACUCCUCCCUCGUCCCGUAACCGCACAAGCCCCCUCCCUCUCCGCCCCCCAACUCUCCCCAGCUUCAAACUCAUCCCUCUACAUCCUCCUAAUGAUCGACAUUGACGUCCCCCGAAACAACACUCGCGUCCCCUUAAUCCACUGGCUCGCCCCAAACAUCUCCCUUUCUUCAUCCUCCUCCUUCAUCAUCCCCUCCCCAAACCCCGUUCCUUACCUCCAACCCUCACCCCCCGUAGGCGACAUACCUCAUGCGUACAAUUUUGUCCUCUUCGAGCAGCCAGCAGGGUUUCAGGUGCCAGCACGCGUCUGGGUGGUUGAGGGUGCAGAAUUUGACGGGGUCUGGGGCGAGGCCGAGUCAGACGGGGUAUACGGGACCGGAGAGCAAUGGGGGAGGAAGGAGAGUGGUCGUGGGGUGUAUGGGGUUUUUGGGUGCAUUGGCGGUUGCGGUUGGGAUGGUGUAGAUGAAUAG
Molecule: messenger RNA, 612 nt
Organism: Bipolaris sorokiniana ND90Pr
Lineage: Eukaryota; Fungi; Ascomycota; Dothideomycetes; Pleosporales; Pleosporaceae
Exons: 3
Coding region: 1-612 (203 amino acids)
Biological process (GO): regulation of proteolysis; regulation of Ras protein signal transduction
Molecular function (GO): peptidase inhibitor activity; phospholipid binding
Source: RefSeq, a predicted model, not a curated record